UUAAAUGUAACAGUGAGCGAACAGUUCCUCAGUAAAACACUUAAUUAAUAAGAUAAAUAAUCUUGCUGUUAAAUGAGGAAGGGAAGAAGAGAUUGCUGCAAACACAUCUGAUAAAAAAACAACAACACUAUUUUCCUGCUGUUUUAACAACAGCUGUCACAUCAUCACCUCAGUGCUCUGAGCAGAUUGAGCUCUUCUGAUACUGAUGCUCAUUCCUGUUUGUUCGCACAGCUGCGCCUAGAUGAGACCCAGGAGGCAGAGUACCAGGUGUUGAGGAUGCAACUGCAGCAGGAGCUGGAGCUACUCAACGCCUACCAGAGCAAGAUCAAGAUCCACACAGACACUCAGCACGAGCGGGAGGUGAAGGACCUGGAGCAGAGGGUGUCCAUCCGCCGGGCGCUACUGGAGCAAAGGAUCGAGGAGGAGAUGCUCUCCCUGCAGAAUGAACGUUCGGAGCGAAUCCGGACUUUGCUCGAGCGUCAGGCUCAUGAGAUCGAGGCCUUUGACUCAGAGAGCAUGCGUCUCGGAUUCAGCAACAUGGCACUGAGCGGCAUCCCGGCCGAGGCCUUCAACCAGGGCUACCCAACCCCCAGUCCCUCCUCGGGCUCCAGUGGGUGGCCCUCCCGUCCCGUCCCCCGCUCAGGGAGCCACUGGAGCCACAGCGUGCAGAACUCGGUGUCUACUCCAUCCUGGCGCAGUCAGAACCACAGCGGGGGAAGCUUCAGCCGCGCAGAGUCCAUCACCUCUUCCCAUGGCCUCGGCAGGGACAGUGAGCUGCACAAGAGCAGCAGGGGCCACUCCUCCUCCUCCCACUCCUCCCACCAUCAUCACCAGCAGCACUACCUCCCUCAGCAUUACCAGCACCAUCAGAGCACGCCACAGCUCUACCGGGACAGCCACGACAGCAGGGAGCGCGAGCGGGCCAGGGAGUGGGUGGGAGGAGGGGGUCACUACCCCCAUCACUCCCAGGUCCACCACCACCACCUCUCAACCCACGCUUCCUCUCAGUCCUUGGCUCUCCUGCCUCCCCCACCACCACCUCCUCCCAUCUCUCUCUCCUCCUCCUCUCCUCCCUCCUCAGCCUCUUCAUCGUCAUCGUCACAGGGAGGCUACGGGGGCGGGGGCCUGAGCAUCAGGGGCCCCAGUUUGAUGGCCCUCAGAAACAGCCCCCAGCCUCUGAGGAGGACGGCCUCUGGAGGGCCGGGGGGUGGCGGGGGGAGCGACGGAGGGCUCAGCCGGAGCACAUCGGUCACUUCUCACAUUUCUAACGGCUCUCACCUCUCUUACUCAUGAAACCACCCGAUUUCUCCUGUCAUUUUGCUUCUGUAAAGAAGCCAACAGAAGUAGAAGAAAACCUAUCAGAGAGAGAGAGAGAGAGAAUUUUAAGUUCUUAGCAUAUUUUAAGAGGCUUCAUAGAGCCGGAGCAAAGUAAAUCCGUCAUAAAACAACAAAAAAAACAAAAACAAAUAACCCCACUUUUAAGUGUAAAUUUUAAUAUCUCCUUUCUCACAGUGUGUAUAAAUGUUCUUGAUACACAAGAAAAGAAAGAGAGGAAGCCCUUUUUUUUUUUGAGUCACUACAGAGAAAUACACGAGUAUUAAGACCCAGAGCAUCACUGUUAACCUCUUCCACACAUUAAAGAGUUGCACAGGAACAGUGAUGAAACUAAACGACGACAUGUCCACAUGUGAAAAAUGAGCCAUGUGCUGCAAAAUGAGCAAGUCGAACUGUAAAAUCUGACAAAAAACAGAAUGACUUGAGUCCAUUUGUUCAUUUUGUGGCACAUUGAAUCUGUUGCACAGUAAUGACAGUUUAACUGCAGGAGACUAGUGUCACCUGUUGGACCAGUUUGAGAUUCAGGUUUGAGACCUUCAGAGUCUGACAGCAGGUUUAAAGUUGAGCUGGCGGGCGGGAUUAAAUUCUGGUUUUCAGCGACAGUUGUGGAGCUUCCACUCGGCUAGCGGUGCUUUAAAAACCACUGUAACUAUGUAAAUAACGGUAAAUUGUAAACCCAGUUUUUUGAUUUGUAAGUGUUUCAUAUGUUCAGCGGGGCGGGGGUCAACUAAGGGAAGAUUUCUUGAAAACACAUUUCUUUUAUUUGUAGUGAUAAAUAAGAUUCUGUAUAUGACAAUUAAAGAAACACUGCCAUCUCUUUGUUGGGCUGACCCAAGACAACUCUACCACUGCCCUUUAAGUCUUCUUAAAGAAACAGUCUGACAUUUUUGAAGCAAGCUUGUUUGCUGUAUCAGUUGGGAGUCAGAGGACGAGAUAAUUAGAUGUUAAUCAGUUUAAUCUCUGGGUGUUCAGUACAGACAUUUAGCUUUAGCAGGAGGGAACUGUUAACCUCCCAACAACCUUAACACUCGCACAUGUAGUCACAGUUAGAUGCAGGAGGAAAGAAUGAGAUAGCACAGCUUUAAACAUUGCAUUUAAGAAGUCGGAUCCUUUUUAAGAAAAGUUGUUAACACUUUGCCAGCUCUGAAUAAAACGCAGGUUUUGGUGGGCAAUAAAUUCCUCUAAUAAAAGUACAUGUCAUUUCAUAUUCUGAUAUUGAUAUGUCACCUGUCUACAUUGUGACAAGUUCAUUUAUAAAGCACAUUUAAGACACUAAGGCAAUUGAGAGUGCUUUACAUAAGGCAUAAAAAAUAUCAAUACAAUAUACAAAUACACAGAAAACAGAAAAUAAAACAAUAUACAUCAGAAAGAAAGCAGGGGUGUCUAACAAAUUUAAUGCCUAACAUCGAUAUAAAAGUCAGCCUUUUUUUGUUUCAAGGACCCUUAUGUAGAUCCACAUUAGAUCACAGACGUCCAUGUGAUAAGAUUUUACUUUUUUAGAUUUUAGCAAUUUUAAACUGAAAACAUUUUGCUUGUUUGAUUUGAUUAAGACCAGAAUUCUGUAGUUGAACUACAAUUGAGGAGAAAACCAUUGAGGAAGUGAAACCUGUGAUUGGCAUAGUCACUCUUGCAGUGUUUCAAAUUUGAACCUUUUUUGUAUUUUUUGGGCAUUUUUAUGUCCUUUAUCAGAAAGACAACAGGAGAGAGAUGACAGAAACCGAGCCCCACUAGAAUCCAUGGUACACUGGAUGUUAUUAAACACUUCAAUCAUAUAAAUGGAAGUAUUUUAAAUGGUAUUGCAUACAACUGGAAUUAUGGAUGCCUUUUCCCCCAGGAGAUCUGGUCACACCCUGUAGUUUAUUGGUUAUGUAACUAUAAAUAUGCUAAAAAAGCAUACUCUGUGAGCUUAGAUAUGCGUAUUUAUGUAUGUAUUUGUGUAUAUAUCAAGUUUCCCUGAUGUUUAAACAAAAGGUUCAACUUAGAUUAGUUGACUGGAGUAAAAGUAAGACAGCACUCAGACAACAGUAAAAAUUCAGCACAAUUGAAUCUUUAAGGGUAAACACUGUAAAAACAGCUUAUGUUAUGAGAGCCAUUUGAGAUUGAUAAUCACAUUUUUCAAAAACUAAAUUGCAUUUUAAUUACAGUGUGCACAAAACGUGACAACUUGGAGACUAGUGAGGGUAGCAACGUUUAACAAUUACAGAAACAUACCUUUGUGUACACGUAGUUCUGACCUAACAUAUUCAGAGAUGUUAAAGGAAUAGACACUGUGGCAUAAACAAUAUAUUAAAAGAUAUCUGAUGGUAAAUUCGUUCAUGUGGACCCAUGGUUCAUAUUGCUCACCAGGGAUUUACUUGCUCACCAAGAAUACGCAACGUUAAAACAAGAUCAUAUUUUACUUUCCUUGUGCUUCCACAUGUCUGUACUGAACUCGCAGAGAAGACAGAAACCAGUGAUCUCAUAAGACUCAAGUUAUAACUCGAGCAAAAUGUCCCAAAAAGUCAGAUUGCUCCUUUAAAGGGACGCUGCCAGAGUAUUUUUGAGUGAGCCGAGUGCUAAAUCUGUGUGCGAUCUUUGCUGAAAGAGUGUGUGCGCGUGUGCGUGUGCUGACAGCUUACCUACACCUCCACCUGUCGUUCUCCUCUUCACAGUCUGGUCUGCAUCUGUAGAUAAGAUGUACAUGUUACAUUACAAAUUAGUACAAUUCAGUGCAUGGAACUUGUGUACAGACAGCAUUUGUAUGGAUAACAUGCACACUACCUAUUUAUAUAAAUGCAUAUAAAUGUAAGAUACCUGUAAAUGUAGCAGGUAUACUGAAGAUUGUUCACUGUCCAAACACUUUGGCUUGCAUUGUACUUACCAGUGUACAUAAAGCACUAACUGAGACUGUGUUAGAGUAAUAAUAAUGAUUCUUGAUGUUGUACUAGAUGCAGACAAAUAGACGCUAUCAUUAUUAUUACCUCUACUGCAGCUGUAAUAUUUAUGUUGUAUGCUAAUUUUUAAAAAUGUAAUUGCCAAUUUUGACCACUAGGUGGGGGAAUAAGCGCAAUGUUACUGUGAUAGAGCUAUAAAAAGAAAAAAAAAUAUUAAUGUUUCUUAGGAGGACAAAAGGACUACCUUUCCCAGCAUUCCUGUGGAGGUCUCAGGGUGGGAGUCUACAGUUCUGGGGAGGGCUACUUUUGACUUUUUACUUUUUAUUUUGAGCCAGUAUUACCAGGUGGAGCGUUCAAUGGUGGAGCUGAAUAAUAGUAAUAAUUUCUUUCAUGACGUUUGGUGCCAUGUUUUUAUUUUAAUUUUAUAUUUUGCACCCUGAAGUCUUUGUGCAAAGGACUUUUCCCCAAAAAACACUGUAACCUGCAAAAAAACAGACCCCAGAAGUGUUCAAUGUUAGAUCAUUCAAACAGAGGAUAUAAAUAGCAAUAUGGAUUAAAAAAAUACAUAUAUGAACAUACAUUUGAUCAUUUUGACAAGAACAGUGUUUUUGGAUAUCAUAUUUAUUUCACUAUAGACAUUUUGAGCUAUUUCAAUUCUGUUUUUCUCAGUGACAUGUUAUAUUUCAUGCCACUUUAUUCCAAAAUUCCUUUUUCUUAUUUACAUUCACUGUGGUGAGUUCCAAAAAGGCAUUUUGAAAUAAUAUUUUUCUUGCAUUUGGUCUAAAACUCUUAUAGAAAUAAGCGAUAGAAUAACAUUUACCAAAAUUCGGUUGAGUUUUAAUAAUUUCUUAACUAAUUUCGUAUAUUUCUGUUAGUUUACACAGGUUAUUGAUAUGAUUAUAUAUAUAUCCCAAACUGAUUUAUUGAUUUGACAUUGAACACUUUGUGGGGCUUUUAUAACAGAACGUUUCCAGAUAAACAGCUCAUCAUUUGAUUUUGCACAGUGUGAAUGGGUAGAAAAAUCAUCUGGUCACUUCCUGCAGCGUCGGCGUCCUGACGGGUGGAAAAUAAAUCAGCUGAUUUCCUGCCAACGCGUCACAUGGCCCUCCAUCACUGCUGCAGGAGGCUGACCUCAGUGUGAUCUGAUGCUGUCUGUAGUUGUCACGUCUACCUCAUUUGCACUGAUAGUAAAAGAAUGUUUGGGUGUAUUUAAAAUAAUGCAUAUUUCUGGUAUGCAGACUUUGGAUUUUGCUUCAGUAUUUUUAGUUUAUUUCCCGUCUUUGUGCAAAUGUUUGACAGGAGAUGCAGAUUGAGAUCAGGAGGGGACAGAAAACGCAUCAGAGUGGAAGCUGGAAUUUUUUUUAAUUUUUUUUUUAUGUCAUCUUUGCAGGACAUGCUGGACUUUAAUCCCAUGUGGAGACACUAGAGACAUUCAGGUGGUGAAAACAAGUCACCCAACAUGUUGUAUUGAUCUGUGCUGAUGGAGAUGAUUGGCAGGAACCUGCUGGCCGCAGGCCGAUCAACUUCUCCAUCAAAAACCUCUAGAAAAUGUUUGUGAGAUUUCAUUUUGCCAACUUUUUUUUAAAUGCAUUAUUUUGUAAAGAGUUUUAGUGCUGAUCAUUCCGAGGUUGUGUUAUUUCUUAUUUUUUGCCAAUCAAAGCUGCACUCAGUACCUCCAGCCGAGAGAAAAGUAGAAGUAGAUUUAUCCAGUUUGUAUUGUUGGAGUCACCUACAGCUGUGAGUUCAACACAUCAGUUUACUGACAUCAGGAUUUCUGUGUUUUCAUAUCCUAAAAAUUAAAGGAACAUUUUGGGAAAUUUUCAUGUUUGCUGUCAGAUGAGAAGAUGUUUCAGUCUAAAGCAGCAACUAAUGAUUAUUUUAAUUAUCCAUUAAUAUGCUGAUUAUUUUCUCAAUAAUUUGAUAAUAUAUUUGGUUAAUGGAAGGUCUGAAAAAAAGUGAAAAUGCCUGUUAAUUCUUUAGUUCUUAGCAACUCUGCAACACAUGAAAAUAUUCUUUUUUGAACUGAAAGGAUUAGUCAAUUAAUGGAUUAAGUAGCCGACAGAAAAUGAGUUGGUGACUGUUCACUUUUUUUUUCAUUAAUUGACUGACUGUGUGGCUUAUAAAAUGGUCUUCAGAUGUCUUGUUAUUUCUGACCAACAGUCCAGCCACAUUUAGUUUACCGUCAGAUAAACCGGAGAAAAACUACAAAUUAUUUUACAAGAAGCUGGAAAUUUACUUAACCUUUUUUUUUUUUAUUAUAAAUUGAUUAUCGAUUAAACUGUCAGUUGAAUUCAGCUGUUUAUCAGUUAAUUAUUUCAGCUCUAAUUUAGUUGCCAUUGUUGUUUUGUCAGAUGAAGUCAUUUGGUGUUGCAGCUAGGAGCGUAAACUGUACCUAGUGGUGCGUUCAAGGGCAGAGGAUGUGAACAAAAAGAUGUGAAUUUACCUCUUUUAAAAUGUAGUGAAAAUGCUGCUUGUUUCAGUCUGUCUAUGACUCAACAGCAGACAAGCAGAUUUCCCAAAAUGCCGUGCUGUUAUUCCUUUAAUUAGUAGUUCCUUGUUUUAAUGUGGGUCCAUAUGUUUCCUAGUGCAGUUUUACAUGUUUCUGUGGGACAAACCCACCUUGUUCACUGUUUCUGCCUCAGCCUCUAAAGGCAAGAAACAACUUCUCUUUCCCCCAAACACGCCCCAACUGUUGUGGCCAGCAGGUUAAUACACUGACGAGAAAGAGAUGAAGAUGAUGAUGAUGAUGAUGAGAGUCUGUGUAGAGCAGGAUGGAUGUGUGAUGGAUGGAGUUAAAACAGUUUUUACAGCAGGAGACCGAGUUUAAAAUGUUCAGGUUCAAAAUGUUUGGAGGAGAGUUGAGAAAUAAGUUGUACAGAAACGUAACAAAAUAAUUUUGGAGAAAUAAAUGAACAAAAACAGA
Molecule: messenger RNA, 7131 nt
Organism: Epinephelus moara (kelp grouper)
Lineage: Eukaryota; Metazoa; Chordata; Actinopteri; Perciformes; Serranidae
Product: serine/threonine-protein kinase TAO2-like
Exons: 2
Coding region: 277-1293 (338 amino acids)
Source: RefSeq, a predicted model, not a curated record